This is a messenger RNA of Cololabis saira (Pacific saury), 1940 nucleotides long. It is a transcript of the gene arsk, whose product is annotated as arylsulfatase family, member K. The record is from RefSeq and is a predicted model, not a curated record. The coding region runs from base 150 to 1739 and encodes 529 amino acids. NCBI's taxonomy places the organism in Eukaryota, Metazoa, Chordata, Actinopteri, Beloniformes, Belonidae. The transcript has 8 exons.
GGUCCUCUCAGCAGGGACAGCUUUGUAGGAAGUGGAAACCGGUAGAAAGGAGAAGUUUUACAUAUCUUCUCCUAUGAAUCUCAUUAAUUUGCAUCACAUCUUUUUAGCAGAUUUUUUUUAUCUGUAGAGGGUGAAGGGAGACUACAAGUAUGUUUUUGAUAAUUUUAAUGUUCUUUCUCCAAAGUUAUGGUCACAGUGUUUCCCAAAAUGUUUCCAGACCAAACAUAGUGAUGGUGAUGAGUGAUGCCUUUGAUGGUCGAUUGUCCUUCGAUCCUGGCAGCAAAGUUGUACAGCUGCCAUACAUUAACUACCUCAGAGAGCUUGGGUCCACUUUCCUUAAUGCUUACACCAAUUCGCCCAUCUGCUGCCCUUCAAGAGCAGCAAUGUGGAGCGGUCGGUUUGUCCACCUCACUGAGUCAUGGAACAACUACAAGUGUUUGGAUGCAAAUGCAACCACGUGGAUGGAUGAGCUGGAGAGGAAUGGAUAUAACACAAAAAUGAUGGGCAAGAUGGACUAUACCUCAGGAAGUCACUCUGUCAGUAAUCGCGUUGAGGCAUGGACACGAGAUGUUCAGUUCCUCCUGCGCCAAGAAGGCCGGCCAGUUUCUCAACUUGUUGGGAAUAUGUCGACCAAAAGGAUCAUGAAAGAAGACUGGAAAAAUACAGACAAAGCUACAAAGUGGAUCCACCAGAUGGCUGCACGGUCACAACAGCCUUUUGCUCUUUAUCUAGGCCUCAACUUACCUCAUCCGUACAAAACCCAAUCCCUGGGGCCCACUGCUGGAGGGUCCACCUUCCGUACCUCACCAUACUGGCUUACAAAGGUGUCAUCUGAACUCGUAUCUAUUCCCAAAUGGCUGCCUAUGGCUGCUAUGCACCCUGUUGACUACUACUCCACCUUCACUAAAAACUGCAGCGGGGAUUUCUCUGAGGAAGAAGUCAGACGUAUUCGGGUCUUCUAUUAUGCCAUGUGUGCUGAAGCAGAUGCCAUGCUAGGCCAAAUUAUUUCAGCUCUGAGAGAGACUGGUUUGCUUAACAACACUGUUGUGAUGUUUACCGCUGACCAUGGAGAGCUUGCCAUGGAGCACCGGCAGUUCUAUAAGAUGUCAAUGUUCGAAGGGAGUUCCCAUGUUCCCCUGCUCAUUAUGGGGCCCAGGCUGAUGUCUGGCCUGCAAGUCAAUCAGAUCGUGUCUUUGGUUGAUCUCUAUCCCACUUUGCUGGAAAUUGCUGGAAUUUCAGCUAUUGGUAAUCUAAGUGGUCAUUCCCUCCUUCCUCUGAUAUCCAAAUCCAGUAAUAUUUCAAAGAAGCAACAUCCAAAUUGGGUAUUGAGCGAAUAUCAUGGCUCUAAUGCCAAUGCUUCCACGUACAUGUUUAGAAUUGGCCAGUGGAAGUACAUCGCUUAUGCAGAUGGCCUCAGUGUCCCCCCACAACUUUUUGACCUUACACUGGACAAGGACGAACUUCACAAUGUGAUUCUCAGAUUCCCAGAAGUCCAGGCCCAUCUGGACAAACUCUUGCGCAGCAUUGUAGACUAUCCCAAAGUCUCUACGAAUGUUCAUCUGUACAAUAAAAAAGCAUUUAGUGCAUGGCGCUGCAGUUUAGGGGGAAACUACAGCCAAGUUAUUGCUAACCUCAGGUGGCAUGUGGAUUGGCAAAAGGAUGCAUUAGCCCAUGAGAAAGCUGUUGACAAGUGGCUUUCUGGCUCAUUGGAGACUUUUUAUGACUAUAAUAAAUGUUAAGCUGUUAUUUUAAUGAACUGGAAUUCCAACUUUUGCCUGAACAUUUUGAUUGUUAAAAAGUGCAGGUGAACACCUGCGAUGACCUUUAUCUUUAUUUUCUGUAAAUGUGUGUAUCUUUUAACGUCUUAGAUUACGCCUUUGAUUAAAUCUGUAUUUUAUUUGUGGAUCUUUCACACACCUUUCACUCAAUGUAAGCUUUAG